Molecule: messenger RNA, 779 nt
Organism: Leptomonas pyrrhocoris
Lineage: Eukaryota; Euglenozoa; Kinetoplastea; Trypanosomatida; Trypanosomatidae
Exons: 1
Coding region: 225-779 (184 amino acids)
Source: RefSeq, a predicted model, not a curated record
GGGUUGCCGUUUCAAAACUAAUUGCAGAGGCUGCGCAUCGCACGGAAGUAUCUGUGUGCGAGCUUUACCUGUCUCGCUUCCUUCUGCCUUUCCUGGCCUGUACCCGAAUUAUUGUUUUAGAGCCUUCGCUCGAAGCUCUCGUUUUCGUUUGGCUCCUCCCUCCGCCUUCCAAAAAAAAAAGUGCUUCUUGCUCUUCUCCGGCUUUCGUUAAGCUGCAAAGCGAAAUGCGGCGCCGCGCAGGUUUCCCCACCUCACCCGUAUGCGUCAACCCGGACGCAAACUUCAGCGCCGAGUGGCGGGAGAUGAAUGCGGCCGACUCCGGUUGGACCCGCACACCGCAGCCGCGAACGCUCGAGGAGUUUCGUGCACAGUUGUGCCAAACCGGCAAGGAGCGCGCCAAGCGCAGUGUGGAGUCGGAAGAGGAAGAGGACGCUUUCUACCGCACGACGGACGGCCAACCGCGCCAGUACGAAGGACGCCGCUUCUUUGAGUGGUGGUGCCCCGCCAACCCGACCCGAGCCCGGCUUCGAGUGGAGCGCCUGUACUGGAUCGCGUGGAAGCAGUUUCUGUACGGGUUCUUCAUGUCCGGAAUCGGGACCGUGCUGAUGCUGAUUGGGAUCGGGUGCACGGCAAACGUAUGCGAGGAAAAGUCACGCGGUGUUGGCGUCAUCAUCGGUGCACUGCUGCUGUGCAUUCCGGGCUACUAUUGCUUGUUUGUGCUGUACAUGUACGCAACAUGCCAGGGGCGGUACACCUACCUGCAGCUGCCAGAGGGGUAG